CUCACAGUCAGACCGAUCCUGAUAUAAGCAGCACGGACCCAUAAACUUGUGCUCUCCUAGGCGAAUUUGGCAUUUUUUAUUAUUAUUAUUUUUUUUUUUUUAUUCAUUUUUUUUUUUGACGGAACAGACUCCACUGCUGAGGAAGACAGGACUACAGGAAGCAGCAGUCUGUGUGCGAUUUAGUAUCAGUUAAGAUUCAAGUGUGAGGUUUAAUUUUGCUCUGGUACUGUGCUGAAGGUUCCUGGUCUUUAUUUGGCUGUCAGCACACAUGUACAGCAGUGGAUACUCCCAGGUCUCCAGGUUUAGCCCGGAGGCCCAAAAGAUGAUGCGACACCGCUCAAAGAGCAAGAGCUGCGGCUACUACAUGCGCAUUGUGUUUUUUUUCUCUUCACUCAUUCAGUCUCUGAUCAUCGUUAGCCUCGUGCUCUUUCUGAUCUACGGGAAGAGUGAGGAAGACUCAGCUGAUAAAAAGGACCUGAUAGAGCAACACAGCCAACUGUCCAUAGAGAACAUCAAGCUCAGGCAGCAGAGGAAGAAUCUCACCAACUUACUCAAUGUCACUGUGACGGAGAAAGCCCGGAAUGACUGGGACCUGCUCCAAUUACGUUACUAUGCCAACAUCUCCUACCAUCAUAUCAUCGAUCUCGGCAAGAAACUGAAUCAGUGCACCGCGGACAAUGUGUUUUGCAAAGCAACGACAUAUGGACAAGCAGUUCCAUGCAGGCCAUGUUUGUUUUCUAAUACUGGAAACUGUAACUGUGGAGCUCAGGUUGAACACCUAAAAGCCAUGACUGCGUUCAUCCAGUCCAACUUCACCCAAACAGUGCAGACCAUGAAGAUGGAAAUGGAGCAGGUUUCCAAAGUCCGGGACAACAUUAACUUGGAGACCAUCCAACUGAGGAGGGACAAGUCCAUACUGGAAAAGGAGUUGGCUAUUUUUAAGACAAAGUGCAAAGAAGAGUUUAUCUACUCUUUGAGCGGUAUUACCAAUGUCUCCAGGGUCUUCCUUGAGAAAAUUGACUCUCUGGUCCCACUACACUUUCGUUUCCACUUCAGCUGUGAUAAACAGAGGGAGUACCUGGAGCAGAUUCGCACCAACUGCACCACCCUGUCCAGAGAAGUGGAGACCAAAUUCCAGUACUACGUGAACAAUUUGGGAGAUCAGGUGUCCAGCAUCCAGGCUGAGAACAGCCGCCUGAAGGCAGAAAACUAUCGGCUGUUUGUGGACUACCGCUUGUGCACCCAGAACCGUACGGGUCUGAUCCAGGAGCACAGGACAGGUUUACAGGUGCUGCAGCUGAAACACGACCGGGAGAAAGAACAACUCUUAAUGGAGAAGAAGAGACUCAACGGAGACAUCGAUGUGCUGAGCAACAGCAUUAACUACAAAGAGAAACAGGUGGCACACCUUAACGAGCAGCUCAGGCAACUCAACAUCUCCUGCAUGGCUAAGGCUACUGUUGGGUUAUCUUCUGGUGCUUUGAGCUUUGGAACAGGGACCCUAGCUCAUCCUGGGUCCUCGUGGAACAAGCCCAAUACUGGGGGAAUGAUGUCUGGUUCAUCUAGCUCCUCAAGUGGCAGUCUGUUUAAUAGACUGGGGUCAGGUGGGUCCAUGUCAAGCCAGAACAAACUCACAUCAACUGGGAUGGGGUCUUCUUCUGGAUCAGCUGGCUCAAGUCUGAACCUGGGCUCAGCUACCUCAGUGUUGACGAAAUCCGCAUUGAGCCCUUCAAAUUCUGAAUCAAAUUCUGGGUCAUCCUCUGGGUCAGCUAGGUUGAGUCCCAACCUCAGCUCAACAGCGGUAGGCUCAAGUAAGCCUGUAUCAAGUGGGAAAAGCUCUUCAGGUUUCGGGUCAACCUCUGGAUCAUCCAGCUCAACUGGAUCAACUAGUAAAAGUGGAACAUCUGGCAGUGCAUUAUCUUGGCUAGGACUGGGAUUGGGUAGCAAGUCCGGAAGUGGAACAGGAAGAGGAUCAGCAGGUGGAAGCAGUGGAACGCCAAGUGGAGGGAAGACAAGUGGACUUGUUGGUGUUCCAGCUAGUGUCUCUCAGCAUCUUCAAGAUCUACGUCGCAUCGUGAACCCGUCUGCCUCUGAGGAGAAACGAGACUUUUCAGGAAUUCUGGGUUAAUCGUCCCCGAUGAGGAAGCAGUGACGUCUGUCCCACGUUACUUUGUGCACACGUGGUUAAAUCGACGCUCACCGCUCUGACUUCACUUCCUGUGUGCCUGUAAAUGUUUCUGACCAUUAAAUCUGGAACGUGCUUAUAUCAGCUUCAAUAAAAUAUGAAGUUAUUGAUUGUAUAUUGAUUUGUCAGGUAUAUUAAUCAUGUUACACAUCACAGCACAAACAAACACUUUUGGUGUUUUUGUUCCUGUAAAUACUGAAAACUUCUCAUUUUCAUGUGUUUUGUGCGUGUUCUUUCUGACUGCUUGCUCUGGGUUAUGUGUAAGCUGAAAGCAGCAUUUUGUGUUGGCACUCGUCACACGAGGCGGGUGAUUGUUUCCAAACGAGCGGUCCGCCCUGUCAGAUGUCUCAUGCGGACUUUUUAAUCUCAGGCUAAUGUUUAGGUUUAUCUGUCAGGCUGUAACUGAGAACACGGAUAUCCACACUCCAAAUAACACACUAACAUGCCUCUAACGGAGAACACGCCGCAGGCGUCUCUGUGUCCGGUGCGUCUCCUGCUGUUUACACAAAGUUUGGUUUCAACCUGAUGAGUCACGGGAUUGUCACAUUUGUGUUGUUGUAAAAUACUUUUAACAUUUCUGUCAUAAAGUUAAUGACAAAUGCUUUAAAAUGGCAUUUAAUUUGAAGCUGUGCUGGAGCAGGAAAACAAAGCAUGAUGGGGAAAAAGCAAACAUCCGCUACACGGGGCUGUGAUUGGAACAAACUGUAAUUCAAGAACCAAGAGUGUAUUGUGUUUGUGCCAAUUAAUAAAUACUUACCUCAGCAGA
Molecule: messenger RNA, 2951 nt
Organism: Thalassophryne amazonica
Lineage: Eukaryota; Metazoa; Chordata; Actinopteri; Batrachoidiformes; Batrachoididae
Gene: plvapa
Product: plasmalemma vesicle associated protein a
Exons: 6
Coding region: 269-2128 (619 amino acids)
Biological process (GO): positive regulation of cellular extravasation; regulation of vascular permeability
Cellular component (GO): caveola
Source: RefSeq, a predicted model, not a curated record